AUGGCGAACAAGCAGGGCCGCAUCGAGCUGUCCUGCAACAACACGUCCUGCCUCGGGACCGCGGCGCCGGACAUGACGUUCUCGUUGGCUGUUGGGAGCGGCCAGCGGCGGAGGGAGAAGGGCCCUUUCACGCACAACUUCGCGAGGGAACGGUUGUUCAGUGUACCGGCGGCGCAGGAGGAUUGGGACUUCGGUCCGGCCAUCGAGGGGGACAACGAGGCGACCUCGACGUUCUCCGUCCAUUUGGAGAUAGCGAAGGGGCCGUGGCGGUGCUGGCCCCCGCGGCGCGGCCCACUCGGGGGGGGGGGGGCCGCGGCCCACUCCGCCGCCGCGGCCGCGGACGCUGGCGCGGCGAGGCCCCUGCCAGCGGCCACGCCGGCGCUCCCCGACGACCCGCCCGUGGCGCGGAAGCGGUGGUGA
Prorocentrum cordatum is the source of this 420-nucleotide messenger RNA. The record is from the annotation of a GenBank genome assembly. NCBI's taxonomy places the organism in Eukaryota, Dinophyceae, Prorocentrales, Prorocentraceae.